Messenger RNA from Meleagris gallopavo (turkey), 442 nucleotides. The record is from RefSeq and is a predicted model, not a curated record. NCBI's taxonomy places the organism in Eukaryota, Metazoa, Chordata, Aves, Galliformes, Phasianidae.
UAACUUAUCUCUAUACAUUCUUCUUCAUCAGAUUGGAAGAUUCUUUGGUGAAAUUGACCCUGGCUUGAUGAGAAACUUAAUUAACAUGUCUCUGUAUGCCUUCAACAAGUCGUAUGACUAUCAAUCAGUCUGUGAUCCUGAAGAAGAACCAAAGCAAGGAGCUGGACUUCGUUCAGCUUAUGUGCCUACAAUAGCAGAUAUUUUGCAUCUAGGAUGGUGGGCUUCUGCAGCUGCCUGGUCUAUCUUACAGCAGCUGUUUUUGAGCUUGACUUUCCCACGUUUCCUUGAGGCAGCUGAUAUGGAAGACGAUGAUUUUUCUACUGCUCUGCCUAAAACAAGUUGUAUCACUGAGCAAACUCAGUAUUUCUUUGAAAAUGAUGAUAAAUCUUUUAUUGGGAUUGUAGACUGCAUCAACUGUUCAAGGUAGGCCUACUUCAAUGUU